Grosmannia clavigera kw1407 is the source of this 1734-nucleotide messenger RNA. Its product is annotated as sphingosine kinase. The record is from RefSeq and is a predicted model, not a curated record. Lineage: Eukaryota; Fungi; Ascomycota; Sordariomycetes; Ophiostomatales; Ophiostomataceae. Gene Ontology annotation, biological process: sphingosine biosynthetic process. The coding region runs from base 1 to 1734 and encodes 577 amino acids. The transcript is spliced from 7 exons. Gene Ontology annotation, cellular component: intracellular membrane-bounded organelle; membrane; cytoplasm.
AUGGCCUCUCUGCCAACGCCACCGCCGGAAGCCGAGCCGUCCGCAGGCUCCUCUGCCAAUGGCAAGCUGGUUCCAGCAGCCUCAUCGGCCCCGAUAGCCCACGACUCGGACUCUUCGACGGCCGGAUCCAACUCACCGCUCCUGGGCUCCGGGGCGCCGUCCGUGUCCUCGUCGACUGCGGCCUCAGCCCCCCGCAUGACCAACCGCCAGUCGCUGGCCGUGUCCUUUGACAAGACCGUGCUCAACAUGCUCAAGCUGGACAACUACGACCUGGAUAUCCAGGAAGACGUGCUCGUCGUCGUUGACAAGGAGAAACGCAGGAAGAACCGGCGCAGCAGCGGCAACACCUCUUACCGCCGGACGAUCCCGCUCUACAACGUGCUCUGGGCCGAGGUGACGGCCAGCACGACGACGCCGCCACAACAACGACUGGUAGUGGACUUUGCCGACCGGCUCUCGAAGACGCGACUGCACGUGGCGCAGCUGGUGGUGCCGGUGAUGACGGGGCCGGAUCGACCGACACCGGCGGAGGUGGCCACAUGGGCAGAGCUGCUGCUGUCGCGGGCGCGGCGCAUGGUGACGACGACGCACUCGGGCCAGGCGACGGAGCUGUGCGCGGCGCUGGACAUUGACCGCUACGACAUGGUGGUGCCGUGUUCGGGCGACGGGCUGGCCCACGAGGUGUACAACGGGCUCGGGCGGCGGCCAGACGCACGACGGGCUCUCGCUCAGCUCGCCGUAGCCCAUGUUCCCUGUGGCAGCGGCAAUGCCAUGGCCUGCAAUCUCUACGGCACGCAUCGGGCCAGUCUGGCAGCGCUGGCCAUCGUCAAGGGUGUCGUGGCGCCGCUGGACCUCGUCAGCAUCACGCAGGGUGACCGCAGGAUGCUCAGCUUUCUCAGCCAGGCUGUCGGCGUCAUUGCCGAGGCCGAUCUCGCCACCGAGCAUCUUCGCUGGAUGGGCGAGGCUCGCUUCACCUGGGGCUUCCUGCAGCGCUUCAUGGCCCGCCGCGUCUACCCGUGCGACCUGGCCCGCCAGCUCGAAAACAACCGGCGCAAAGAGCAGCAGCAGCAGGCGAGGCGGGGGGGCCGCUCCAAGCUCGACUCGUCCGAGGCCACCACAGCCACCACAGCCACCACAGCCACAACUGCCACAACUGCCACAUCAGCCACCACAGCCACAGCUUCCACGACCAACACGGCCUCCACAUCUGCCACCUCCACCAAGAGCGAGAACGGCAAGCUGGCGGCCGACGACGACGGCCUGGGCCUGCCGCCGCUGCAGUAUGGCACUGUUGAGGACGAGCUGCCCGAGGGCUGGGAGUUUGUGCCGCACGACAAGCUCGGCAACUUUUACUGCGGAAACAUGGCCUACAUGGCUCCCGACGCCAACUUCUUCUCGGCCGCCCUGAUGAGCGACGGGCUCGUCGACCUGGUGACCGUCGACGGCGACAUUCCGCUGCACAAAUCGCUCGGCAUGAUCACGUCCAUCGACAACGGCCACUUCUUUGACAACCCGGUCGUGCGCUACAGCAAGAUCACCGGCUACCGCCUCGUGCCCAAGAACCAGGACGACGGCUACAUCAGCAUCGACGGCGAGCGCAUCGACUUUGCCCCCUUCCAGGCCGAAGUGCACCGCGGUCUCGGCCGUGUCAUCGCCAAGCGCGCCGACCGCUACGAGGCCCCCGGCCCGCGCAACUGGGAAAAGGUCACCGCAGCCGAACGCAUCAUGGCUUGA